This is a messenger RNA of Pristis pectinata (smalltooth sawfish), 1913 nucleotides long. Its product is annotated as P2Y purinoceptor 14-like. The transcript is spliced from 3 exons. The record is from RefSeq and is a predicted model, not a curated record. The coding region runs from base 175 to 1260 and encodes 361 amino acids. Gene Ontology annotation, biological process: G protein-coupled receptor signaling pathway. Lineage: Eukaryota; Metazoa; Chordata; Chondrichthyes; Rhinopristiformes; Pristidae. Gene Ontology annotation, cellular component: membrane. Gene Ontology annotation, molecular function: G protein-coupled purinergic nucleotide receptor activity.
UGAUCACUCUCUGAACACAGACUCAGUCCUACCAACUGGUGAGAAAACGUGACCAACAAAAUCUCUCAGGCAGAUGCGAAUCUGAUAUAGACACCACGAUCAAGCACUUCUGGAUCGCUAAACUACCACAGAACUUCAGAAGGUUGGGAGCAAUCACAAAGAGUGGAUGUGUUGAUGGCUGACCCUACAGCAAGCACAGAGAAUGCCACAUGGACAAAUUUCUCCAUCAACAUUACCUGCCAGCUACCAUAUACUACUUAUCCAAGAUUUAUGCUGUAUGCAUAUUCAAUAAUUUGUGUAGCUGGAGCCAUUCUCAACUGCCUGGCUUUCUGCGUGUACUUCUGUUACAUUCCCAGCAACAACAGCAUCAUUGUUUAUUUGAAAAACCUGGUCAUAGCUGACCUCUUGCUGGUCCUGUCUCUGCCAAUAAGAAUCAUCGAACUGAAUGUAAUGCUCCCCAUUGAACUAAGAAAAAUCUACUGCAGUUGCAUAACCUCAAUCUUCUAUUUGAACAUGUAUUCAAGCAUUCUCUUCCUGGGAUACAUAGCAGCCAACAGAUACCUGAAGAUUGUGAAACCACUUAAUACGUAUGCAUUCCAGAAACUCAAAUCUGCAAAAAUUCUCUCCAUAGGAACCUGGUUUUCACUCUUUGCCCUUGGAUUGUCUUAUGCAUUCCUGAAGGGGGAAAAGACACCACAGACCAAUGUAAAAACAUCUUGCCUGGAACUUAGAAGUGGUUUUGGAAUUUAUUGGCACCUAACCAUCCAUAGUGGUGGUACAGUCUUGUUUUUUCUUGUGUUAACAGCCCUUUGUUUCUUCUACUUUCAAACCAUGAGACGACUGGAUAAAUCCCCAACUCCAAGUUCACGCAAGAAACAAGUCAAGGCGAAGAACAACAUUCUGAUUCUGCUUAUCGUAUUCCUAAUUUGCUUUGUUCCCUACCACUUCGUAAGGAUUCCUUACAUGUUGAGUCAGAUAAAUGUCAUUUCCAGUUGCUAUUGGAAAAAGAUGCUGUUAAACUUCAAAGAACCAACCAUAGUUCUGGCAACACUUAAUUCGUGCUUGGAUCCCGUGAUCUACUUUCUAUCUUGCAGGGCAUUUAGGUCAAAGUUAGGGCUGGAUAAAAAGGAAAGUGACAACGGUCCACAGAAAGAUCAGUCCUCGCGUGCUAACAUUUCACAAACUGUGCUAGACUCCCCUGGCAACAGCCACAUCAACAAUGUGAAUGACUGUAAUAUUAAUCUUGAAAACUUGAACUAAGUUUCACUCUGAAUCAUUCUACAUUACCAGAGAACUUAGCAACCCACUUUAAGAAGUGGUAAGAAGAUAGGUUGGAGUUACGGGGAAAAAAGACUGCAUUUCUAGAAUUCCUCCCCUGCUAUUGGAAUGGACCAGAGUCAUUCACAUCCAUUGACUGAUUUUGAAAUGCAGUUGGAGUUCCUCAUCUGGUGAAAAGGUGACACAUAACAUCUCACAAAGCUGAAAUAAAAUCAGCUAUUUUUGGUGAUGUGGUCUGAGAAAUACAUUUUCACAGCCAAAAAAAAGGAAGAUGUGAUAAGUUUUACAACUAUAAUCUCCAGUGGCAAGGAGCUUCACAAAGAUUCAAGUCUCUCAACAUGAAAUUAUUUCAUCUACAUACGUUCCAUCAUACAUUUGAAUUAAAUUUCAUACUAAUAUGGAUGCUCAGAGCUGUCAUUAGAUGUAAAGUCUUGUGACCUUGCACCUUAUUGCACUGCACUUUCUCUGUAGCUGUGACACUUUACUCUGCACUGUUAUUGUUUUUACCUGUACUACAUCAAUGCACACUACUAACCCAAUGUAACUGCACUGUGUAAUGAAUUGACCAGUACGAUCGGUAUGCAAGUUUUUCACUGUACCCCGGUACAAGUGACAAUAAUAGACUAAUACCAAUA